Trematomus bernacchii (emerald rockcod) is the source of this 580-nucleotide messenger RNA. RefSeq lists its product as uncharacterized. The record is from RefSeq and is a predicted model, not a curated record. The transcript is spliced from 4 exons. Bases 1 to 489 code for a protein of 162 amino acids. NCBI's taxonomy places the organism in Eukaryota, Metazoa, Chordata, Actinopteri, Perciformes, Nototheniidae.
AUGCACAGGUCCUACCAGCCGCUGAAUCCCGUCACCAACCGGUACCUGCAGCAGAGAUGGGACCAGAACCACUACCAGAACCACCGCAAGAAGGUGAACUCCUCCCUGCCAGUAGUGGACAACAAGGGGGUGAAGACACCUGCUCACAUCCAGCUGAAACUGAAGAAACUACAGCUGCAGGACGAGCGUCUGUCCGUCGUCGACAGAGAUAACCGGCUGCUGGCGUCCAAACUGGCCGAUAUCGUCUGCUCCAAAGGUCUGGUGGACCAUCAGAACCAGUACCACCUGAGGAGUCUGAAUGCUGACAGGAGGAGGGAGGAGCUUCUUCUGAUUGGCCGUCAGAAUCAGGCCAUCUAUCAGCGAAUCACGAGCCGGCAGUCGGAGCAUCGCCGCCCGCUGUGGUUGGACGAUUGGGAGAGGGCGGAGCGUCGCCGUGACGACAUCUCACGAUACCCCCGAGGACUCGGAGAGAAACACGUGAGAAUAUAAAACUGUCUCUGUUGCUUUAUUUCAGUCAACCUUUUUUUUUGUCAAUUUUUUUAUCAACUUUUUUUUCUGGUCAAAUUUAUUUCAGUCAACU